CUUUCUCUAUCUCUAUUUCUGUCUCUCUUUUCUUCUAUUUCUCUCCAUCACUACAUUGUUUCUGUGUUCACCUGUGUGUGUGGGGGGAAAAAAGAAAAGAAGAAGGCUGCUAUCUGUUUGUCCUUCCUCGCUCCUCUCCUCCCCCUGAAAAACUCACCCUCAGUGGAGACGCCGCUGGUUUUAAAGUGCUGCUCUUCAAGGAGAAUAUCUGAGACACAUUACAAUGCUUCAAAUAAGGGACCUCAUCUGGGGAUUGCUAUUCAUUGGCUGUGCAGCUGCCAUUCAGGUGCAAAUCACUCCAACACAAGGGGAGAUCAGCGUCGGAAAGUCCAAAUUUUUCCUCUGCGAAGUGCUUCCCACCAUCCGGGCCCGGCAGUCGGAGGUCAACGCUACAGCAGAUGUUGGCAGCUCUGCCUUGUUGGCUUGUGAUGCAGACGGAUUCCCCGAACCCACCGUUACCUGGGCUCACAACAACGUCGUCCUUGAAACGGGUGAUAAGUACAGCCUGAACGGGGACGGCUCAGAAUUGGAAAUAAGAGAUGUCAAGAAGGUGGAUGAAGGAGAUUACACUUGCAUCGCCAAGAACAAGGCAGGAGAGAAAUCCGAGGAAGUCAGCCUGAACGUGUUCGAUGCUCCAAAGAUCCUGGGUUCAGUGACGGUGUACACGUGGGAGGGAAACCCGGCCAACAUCAGCUGUGAGGUGGACGCUCAUCCAGGAGCUGAAGUGGUUUGGUUCAGAGACGGCCUCCAGCUGCCCAACGCCAACACCACCAACAUGAAGGUCUACAACACGCCCACCAUCAGCUACCUGGAGAUUACCCCUGAUUCUCAAAAUGACUUUGGCAGCUACAACUGCACAGCGACCAACGUGAUGGGCGCCGAAUCCAAGGAGUUCAUCCUCAUCCAAGCAGAGGUUCCAUCAUCGCCAGAAAUCCAACAAGUGGAACCUUUCUCCAGCACAGCGGUGGUGGAGUUCGAGGAGCCGGUCUCCAUGGGUGGAGUGCCCAUUAUCAAGUACAGAGUGGAAUGGCGUUCGCUGGGGCAGGAAUGGAGCGGCAGGGAGUACGACGCCGAGGACGAGACCUGACAUCUUGGCCAAGAGAAUCCAAAGACUCUUUCUCAGAGCUGUAAGUUUGGUCGUCGACUGAUUCAGAAGACAGCUCGCCCAGAACUCACAUCUAAAUGAAACAAAUGCAUGGCAGGCAAGAAAAGUUUAUUUAUAUAGCACUUUUCACAGAAAUGAACUCACAAAAUGCUUGACAGUAAAAUCGAUAAAAAAUAAUGCAUGUCAGAUAUUUGCUUCAGAGUAACCAAUCAGAGCCCCAUUGGAGACAACAGACUGUCUCCUUCCUCCACCAGAACCUGAUGAUACUCAUAAAGUUUUUAUUCUGAAGAAGAAGAGCUUCACUUUGACCUCCUGAACUUUCCCUAGUAGAACUUUCUACACAGGAAUGAAUUCAACACCUUUAAAUCCUGAAAUUAAGGAAAUCCAACAUCAGCGGUGUGGUGGACUCAGUCUGUAAAACCAGGUUGAUCAGGACCAGUACUGAAGAACACAUCAAGUCUGAAGUUUUUGUGGAGAAGCACACUGACAUGACACCACCUUCUGUUUCUGUCAAUGCAGUAAAAGAUGCAGAGAGACUUACUAUGCUGUGCAUAUAUCAUUCCUAAGUCCUGUUUUUCUCUGAUUAUUCAGUGUAUAUGCUUGGGUUCUUAGUUAUAUAAGAAUUUUACUUUCAUAUAUCCUGAAAAUCUGUAUCUGUAUGCACAUAAACUAUUUUUUGAUAUCUCCAGAACCAUAUGAGAUCCGCAUGUCAUGUCUGAUGUCAUUCUCGUUACGCUUAGUGAGAUUUUACGUCUUUCAUCAUCAUAGAUAUUUACCAAAUGGAUUUGUAUGUUUAAGUAAUCACCUCAAAUUCAGUUCUAAAGGUCUUUAUUCAAACCUCUCCUGGACAGUGAAGCUCAAGAUGCUGAUUUAAGUUUGGCUCCAAAACUUUUUGUAUUAAAGAAAAUCACUGGAAUGGAAUUUGUAACUUAGGGCUUAAAAAAAACUAUGGUUUAAGAUUUUGCAACUUGUACUUUUUAACGAAUAAAUUUGGGCUUCUUCUUCAACUUCUUUUUAAACAUGUUGUGACUACUUAUUGUCCAAGUAAUUUUUUUCAGUUCAAUCCAAUUUUAUUUAUAUUGGACAGUCUGAUGCACGAAUGGCUCUUGGAGGUUAACAUGGUCCAAUAAGGUCUUUAAGAUACGAUGGAACUAGUCUUUAACAGUUUCAUAUGUUAGAAGCAGGAGUUAAAAUUCUAUCCUGGAUUUGACAGGGAGGCAGUGGAGAGAAACUAAUCCAGCAGAAAUAUGAUUUCUUUUUCUGGCUGCAGCAUUUAGGAUCAACUGGAGGUUUAAUUGACACCCUGAUUAUCAGGAGUUACAAUAGUCUACCCUAGAAGUUCUAAACACUUGGACUAGUUUUCAGCAUGUCUGUUUGUUACAGCAUUGUUGUUGUUUACCGUUUGUUUGUUGUGUCAGUUCAUAAAUGUUUGUGUCUAAUUAUCAUCGCUUCUAUUGUAUUGUGUAUUUAUUUCUUUGGGUUUUUGUUGAUGAGACUGAAAUACAAACAGAUUUGAUAAUUUCUUGAUGUUCACCCUAAAAUAUUCCUUAUAAAGGUCUCUCAGAUGGACCAUUUAAAGCAUCUGAGUGCUGUCUCUCUAGUGGAACUCUACACUUUAUUCAGUUACAAUCAACAAGACUGAGUAGGAUCCUGCAUAGUGUGAAGGAAAUGUCUGCUCUACCACCUCAGAUGUAUUCUAAAUGUGUCCUUUCCUGCUGAAUUGUUCCUGAUAAAAUAUAAUUUUGUCCACCAUGAAGCUAAAGUACCAGGUAGCAAAAAAAAAAAAAAAGGAAAGAAAGAA
This is a messenger RNA of Acanthochromis polyacanthus (spiny chromis), 2906 nucleotides long. RefSeq names its product neural cell adhesion molecule 1-B-like. The coding region runs from base 224 to 1087 and encodes 287 amino acids. Gene Ontology annotation, molecular function: protein binding. NCBI's taxonomy places the organism in Eukaryota, Metazoa, Chordata, Actinopteri, Pomacentridae. The record is from RefSeq and is a predicted model, not a curated record. The transcript is spliced from 8 exons.